Colossoma macropomum (tambaqui) is the source of this 1995-nucleotide messenger RNA. It is a transcript of the gene arl4cb, whose product is annotated as ADP-ribosylation factor-like 4Cb. The transcript has a single exon. Bases 566 to 1144 code for a protein of 192 amino acids. NCBI's taxonomy places the organism in Eukaryota, Metazoa, Chordata, Actinopteri, Characiformes, Serrasalmidae. The record is from RefSeq and is a predicted model, not a curated record. Gene Ontology annotation, biological process: intracellular protein transport; endocytic recycling. Gene Ontology annotation, cellular component: cytoplasm. Gene Ontology annotation, molecular function: GTPase activity; GTP binding.
CAGCGCCCGCUCUGCGUACUCGCACAUCGUGCCUCGCUGUGAACGGAGGCACAAAUAGGAGCGGAGAAAAGCGGACCUAACGCUGCCCUUCACUCGGUUACACAGUCGGACACGGCAGGAGGACGGUGAAGCACCGCUAUGUGAAUGGACGUAUGUGUGACCGAGAAGACAAAACAGCUGCUUUUGGAUUGUGUGAAAUUGGUUCAGUCUGGAUUGAAGCAGCCCGGAGGAGGACGCAGCUCAGCCCGGGAGGAGCUUUCUUGAACCGGUCGGGCUGGAAAAAGCCAGAGUAGGGUGGGGGGUUGUCGCAAUGGCAUUUUAAGGUGGUCGUGGGGAGAAUGCUAAUGUGAGCCCUGGUUCCGGGUGGCCGUGCCUCACUGCGGCAUUGGAACAGCACCAUCAUUUCCAUCAUUUCCACACCCCAAGGAAUAAGGACGGGUAAAAAAAACAACAAGCCUCUGCCUUAUUUAUGACUGCCUCUACAGUCCUGCUCACUGAAGGGCUUCUAGCCUGCUGAACUGAUCCUGUGACAAAACCAAGAAAUAAAUCAAUCAAAAUAAAUAAAAUGGGGAACAGUUUUUCGAACAUAUCUGCCUUCCAGUCUCUCCACAUCGUCAUGCUCGGCUUGGACUCGGCCGGCAAGACCACUGUGCUCUACAGACUCAAGUUUAAUGAGUUCGUCAACACGGUGCCUACGAUCGGCUUCAACACGGAGAAGAUCAAGCUGAGCAACGGUGCAGCCAAGGGCAUUAGCUGCCACUUCUGGGACGUGGGAGGCCAGGAGAAGCUGCGGCCCCUCUGGAAGUCCUACAGCCGCUGCACGGAUGGCAUCAUCUACGUGGUGGACUCUGUGGACGUGGACCGCCUGGAGGAGGCCAAGACGGAGCUGCACAAGGUGACCAAGUUCGCGGAGAACCAGGGCACGCCGCUGCUGGUCAUCGCCAACAAGCAGGACCUGCCCAGGUCCCUGCCGGUGGCCGACAUCGAGAAGCAGCUGGCCCUCAGCGAGCUGACCCCAUCCACCUCGUACCACGUCCAGCCUGCCUGCGCCAUCAUCGGCGAAGGCCUGCACGAGGGCAUGGAGAAGCUUUAUGAGAUGAUAGUGAAGCGCCGGAAGGCCCUCAAGCAGAAGAAGAAGCGAUAGCUGAGGGUCCCGUCGGGUGCUUUUGUCCUCCACCACCCCCUUUCCCCUCUUGAUCAUGCCUUUAUUUGUGCUUGUAGCCCUUGGUCCUUUGGGUAGGCCAACAUGGCCAUGCAACAUUGCACUGGUGACUAUGUGACCUUGUUGACGUUGGGGGGUGCUUCUCUUUGCUUUCAGAUGGAUUUGAGUGGCUCUGAACGGCAGACGCCACAAAGAACCCAAAAAUGAACUGAAAAUUUUGAAAAUCAAACACUGAAAACUUAACGUGACGAAGGGCUGGUCCCUUUUCUGCUGCUGUCAGUUUCCCUCUAAUAUACAAGUAGCCUCGUUGUCAAACUGAAGGACUGAAGGAGUUGUCUACUUAAAGCACUGUGAAAAACUACUACGCUGCAGUUUUGGUUCAUGGAAUGCUUGAUGAACUCUGUUUUUUUUGACAGCCUUCUCAAGGCAUAUACUGUGUGCAUCACAAAAAUCCUUCAUGGACAACCCCAGUUGACUUCUGAUGAGUGUGUGAGUGAGCAAGUGAGUGAGUGAACGAGUGAGAGAGGCUCAUGGUUUGUGGAUGUUGCAGUUCAGGCCUGCAUAAGAGAUGGUGUUGGGUACGUUGGGUCUCAUUCUGCGCAUGGACUUUGGUGUACAUGUCCAGGCUUAUGAAGACAUAAAGGAACAUUAUAUGUGGUGGAGGAUGCCUGCCAUCCAUAUGCUUGCAACGUGGUCCACCACUUAGCACUUUUUCUUACCAAAACAGUAGAGUUCAACACUGUAUUGCAAAAAUCAGAUUAUUGUAUAACGCAGUCAAAAAGGUGAAUCUUGAAGUAUUUUUCAAUUAAAAUGUAAAGAGAAAAUGCUUUGAA